GCUAAAAUACUUCCUCACCGAUUCUCACUCAAAUUAAAUCAUAUGGCAUCUAUUUUGCCAUUCUCAAAUGCUCUUGGAAAUGCACCGUUUCAUCACAAAUAUCAUGCACAAGUCAAUUUAUCCAAACAUGCACCAUGUAGACAACAAAGAGUGGAAACAAAGAUAAUUACUUGCAUAAACUUGGAUCAAAAGGGAGAGCCACAUUCACAUAGGCAGACCCAAAAUGGAAAAAUAAGACGUCAAGAGAUUAAUGACGUUGUUCCAGGAUCAUGGGAAUCAAUGGAAGGGCUAGUUCAUUGCAAUGCAAAUUCUGUUCCUUUGUCACCUAUCAACUUCUUGGAGAGAGCAGCAAAGGUUUGUAGAGACAGAACAUCACUUGUUUAUGGUUCUUUGAAGUAUAAUUGGGGUCAAACUCAUCAACGUUGUCUCAAACUCGCUUCUGCUCUCUCCCAGUUGGGGAUUUCUCGUGGAGAUAAGGUUGCCACACUAGCACCUAAUGUCCCUGCAAUGUAUGAGCUGCAUUUUGCAGUACCAAUGGCUGGAGCCAUUCUUUGUACUCUUAAUUCACGCCUUGAUGCAAAUAUGGUUUCAGUCCUAUUGGAGCAUUCACAAGCAAAGAUUCUAUUCGUAGACUAUCAACUACUCGAAGUUGCUCGAGGAGCAUUGGACCUCCUAGCCAAAAGAGCGAAAAGAAAGCCGAUUUUAGUCAUGAUCAUCGACUCUGAUUGCACAUCUAAUAUUGACAUUACUUCAAUUAGUUAUGACUAUGAAAAACUUAUAGCUAUUGGACAUAAUGAUUUUGAUAUUGUGAGGCCACACAGUGAAUUAGAUCCUAUAAGUAUAAAUUACACCUCUGGCACUACAUCUAGGCCUAAAGGAGUUGUCUUCAGUCACAGAGGUGCUUAUCUAAACUCUCUCGCAACCGUUCUACUCUUACAAAUGACCCUCUUUCCUGUUUAUCUUUGGAAUGUUCCAUUAUUUCAUGCUAAUGGUUGGUGCUUAGCUUGGGGAGUGGCAGCACAGUUUGGAACCAAUAUUUGUCUAAGGAAAGUCUCUCCAAAGAACAUAUUUGACAAUAUAAUUAAGCAUAAAGUAACAUAUAUGGGAGGAGCUCCUACCGUUUUGAAUAUGAUUGCGAAUUCUACAUUGGCCGAUAGAAAGCUGCUCAAUCACAAGGUAGCAGUGAUAACUGCAGGUUCCCCUCCACCGCCACAGAUCCUUUCGAUGAUGGAAGAAAAUGGUUUUAAUAUUACUCACAUGUAUGGCCUCACAGAAACAUGUGGUGCAGGAACUUUUUGUGCUUGGAGACCUGAGUGGGACAUGUUACCUCCUAAAGAAAAAUCAAAGAUAAAAGCUAGGCAAGGUGUACCACAUGUAGGGUUGGAGGAACUUGAUGUCAAAGAUCCUUCAACAAUGGAUAGUGUUCCGGCUGAUGGAAAAACGGUUGGUGAGGUAAUGUUUAGAGGGAAUACAAUGAUGAGUGGUUAUUUUCAAGACUUCAAAGCAACAGAAGAAGCAUUCAAAGAUGGUUGGUUUCAUAGUGGCGAUCUUGCUGUGAAACAUUCUGAUGGUUACAUUGAAAUCAAAGACCGGUUGAAGGACAUAAUAGUAUCUGGGGGAGAAAACAUCAGCUCAAUCGAGGUAGAAACGGUUUUGUAUAGCCAUCCAGCGGUCUUAGAGGCUGCGGUUGUUGCUAGACCUGAUGAUCUAUGGGGCCAAACUCCUUGUGCGUAUUUGAAAUUAAAAGACGGGUUUGAUGCAGAUGUUCAAGAAAUAAUAAACUUUUGUAGAGAUCGUUUGCCGCAUUUCAUGGCUCCAAAAACAGUCAUUUUUCAAGAUAUGCCGAAAACUUCAACAGGUAAGAUACAAAAGUUUGUUUUGAGGGAGAAAGCAAAGGCCUUGGGAAGCAUUUCUGGACCCCUAGAAUGUAAAAGAAAAUUUGUUAAGUGCUCAAGUCAGUAUGAAGAAUAAUCAAUAAGAAAUUUAAUAUGUAUGCAAUUUCACUUUUAUUAGAAUAUAGAUAGAUAAGAUUGGAUGUAUAUCACAUUCUUAUGAGAAUUUAUUGGUUGAUCAAGUUAUGUUGAGGACAGAAAACUGCUCAAUAUUAAUACAUAUUUCAAAAAAGUAGAUAAUGGAAACCUUAA
This is a messenger RNA of Medicago truncatula (barrel medic), 2144 nucleotides long. RefSeq names its product probable acyl-activating enzyme 2. NCBI's taxonomy places the organism in Eukaryota, Viridiplantae, Streptophyta, Magnoliopsida, Fabales, Fabaceae. Bases 43 to 1971 code for a protein of 642 amino acids. The transcript has 3 exons. The record is from RefSeq and is a predicted model, not a curated record.